This is a messenger RNA of Capsicum annuum, 2565 nucleotides long. Its product is annotated as phosphatidylinositol/phosphatidylcholine transfer protein SFH13. The record is from RefSeq and is a predicted model, not a curated record. Lineage: Eukaryota; Viridiplantae; Streptophyta; Magnoliopsida; Solanales; Solanaceae. The transcript has 15 exons. The coding region runs from base 430 to 2286 and encodes 618 amino acids.
AAAUGGUUGAGUGAGAGAGAGAAAAAGAUACUCUCUUCCCAUCUAUACAUAUAUAGAGAGAAACCUAUACAUAUAGAGAGAGAAACAUAUAUGUACAGAGAGAGGGAAAAAUAAAGCUAUAUAGAUUACAGUGAAAUCUUUCUUUUUCAUUUUUCCAUUAUUAACAUUCAUUUUCCAGCUGAGUAUAGAGUUUUCUUGAAAUUUUUGAUGUUCUAGGAUUAAACCUUUUUGGGUUUUAUUGAGGGUUCUGUAAAUUGGAUUUCAAGAAAAGAAAAAUUCAUGGGAAGGCUUGGGCAAUUGCUGAUUUAGCUUUAGUUUUGUUGGGAUUCAGCUUGAGCUCGGAUGGUUUUCCUGCGGAAUGACUUAGAUUGCCUUAAACAUUAAGGGCCAUAUUUCCUUCAUCAUUCUCACAUCCUGUUUGUCGCAAGGAUGUCAGAAUGGUUGGAUGCUUAUGACGACGUAAGAGAAAGAAGAUCAGACUUUGAGGUUUCAGAGGACGAAAGACGACGUUCAAGAAUUGGUGCUUUCAAGAAAAAGGCAUUAAAUGCUUCAAACAAGUUCACUCAUUCUCUGAAGAAAAGAGGAAAAAGGAAAGUGGAUUACAGGUUCCCUUCAGUUUCGAUAGAGGAUGUACGUGAUGCAAAAGAGGAAAAUGCUGUCUGUGAAUUACGUCAAAGGCUCCUUGAGAGGAAUUUGUUGCCACCCAGACAUGAUGACUACCAUACAUUGUUAAGAUUCUUAAAGGCAAGAGAUCUCAACGUUGAGAAAACUAUUCCAAUGUGGGAAGAUAUGCUUAAGUGGAGGAAAGAGUUUGGGGCAGACACAAUAUUGCAGGAUUUUUUCUUUGAAGAGUUGGAAGAAGUAUUGCAGUUUUACCCACAAGGAUAUCAUGGAGUUGAUAGGGAGGGAAGACCUGUUUAUAUCGAAAGGCUUGGACAAGCUAAUCCUAACAAACUAAUGCGGAUAACCACAAUUGAUCGCUACUUGAAAUAUCACGUUCAAGAAUUUGAAAGGGCACUACAUGAGAAGUUCCCUGCAUGUUCUAUUGCCGCAAAGAGAAGGAUCUUCUCAACAACUACAAUUUUGGACGUGCAAGGCUUAGGGAUGAAAAAUUUCACGAGGACAGCUGCUAGUCUUUUGUCGGCCAUUGCAAAAAUUGAUAAUAACUAUUAUCCUGAGACACUGCAUCGGAUGUUCAUUGUCAAUGCUGGCCCUGGCUUCAAAAAGAUGCUCUGGCCAACAGCUCAGAAGUUUCUGGAUGCAAAGACUAUAGCCAAGAUUCAGGUGCUCGAUCCCAAAUCUUUGGGUAAACUACUUGAAGUUAUUGACCCGAGUCAAUUGCCCGACUUCUUAGGUGGCUCUUGUACCUGUUCUGUCGAGGGUGGCUGCCUAAAGUCUAACAAGGGUCCAUGGAGUGAUCCUGAAGUAAUGAAGCUUGUGUAUAACGUAGAAGCAACAACUGUGAAGGAAAUCUCCAGAAAAAUCGGUGACCAAAGGAAAAUUGAAUCCUAUAUCCAGAUACGCCCUUUAAAGGGAAGGAGUACCGACACAUCCACAAGUGAUUCAGUAUCAGAUGCUGAUGACUCGUGUUCACCAAUUAGAGGAAGUAGUAGCUAUUUGAGGCUGGCCCCAGUUGAUGAAGAAGCUAGGUCAUCAGAUUCAACAGCUUAUUGUAGCUGUGAUGAUGAAUCCAGCCCAGGUGAUCGAGGUGUUGCUAAUGAGCAUGGAUCGCUGCAUCAGAAAGUACAGUCUCCUGUGAGCAAUCAAAUGAAUUUGUCGACUAAUACAUUGCAUAAUUCUGAAGGUACCUGGGCAAUUCAUUGGUGUGAAAGAAUCCAGGAGAAGAUUCUAAGCAGCUGUUUCAGUUGUUUGGAAAGGAAACUGAUACCCUUCGUACUCAAACUCUUUGCAUUUAUUCGUAGUCUGCCCUUUGAAUACUGGAGGAAACAGACAAAUGUUAUCCCGACUAAUGCAUUGGAAGAGCGGCAAGGGAGCAGUUCAUCUGUUAAUGAUGAAGCACUUCAAAGAGUAAGUGAGGUCCACCCGUGCAUGCAGCGUCUUCAUCAAUUGGAAAAUUUAUUGGAAGAAAUAAACAAAAAGCCAGCUGAGAUCCCAGCAGAGAAGGACCGAAUGCUUCAUCAGUCACUUAGCAGGAUCAAGUCCGUUGAGGUUGACCUAGAAAAAACAAAAAGAGCAUUGCAUGCGACGGUAUUGAAGCAACUUGAAAUUGCAGAGUUAUUGGAAAACCUAAAGGAGUCGAGAUAUCAUAGGCGGAGGUGGUGUUGAACAUUAAGGCUGGAGAUUUUGAGUACCUGACAACGCGAUGAGAAUUUUUAACUGCUAACUCCGCUGCAAAGGGAGAUGUUUAGCUUUAUGCACUCCAGCAGUGGUUACAAAGUUCUUUUUAACUUUUUGUACAAUGUCAUCUCUUUUACAGAAGUUGCAGUUGUGGUACUGCAAGAUGCUGAUGUUGAUUAUACUACUGUACUGUUGAACAUCUUGAAGGGAAAAAGCAGCUUAAAAGAAUAUGCAUACCAUCUUAGUAAUAUCUAUUCUAUUCCUCCA